GAGGAAGGUCGAUGAUGAUGGCGGCUGCGGCUGCGGCUGCGGCGGUGAGACUAGGAGGUUCAGAAACCUUUUUUUUUGGGUUCCAAACUCAGCGAUGUCAAAUGAAAAUGAUGGGUAUGAUUCUUCUUCUAUCUCCAACCACUUCAUCACUGCUGUCUAGCAACCACUCCAGCUCCAUUUCUUCUUCUAGCACUAGCACUAGCACUAGCCCUAGCACUAGCAAUAGCAGCAGCAGCAGCAGAAGCAGUAGAGAUAAACACAAACAUGAUGAUGCUUCUUCUUUUAGAAACAUUGAUGAUGCCCUUGCUUCUUUCAAUCACAUGCUUCGUAGGGAACCCCUGCCCUGUAUCAUCCAAUUCACUAAAUUAUUGUCUGCAAUUGUCAAAAUGGGACAGUAUUACGGUGCUGUGAUUUCUCUUUCCAAACAAAUGGAAUUAGCUGGGCUCUCUCCUGAUAUUUAUACUCUUUCUAUCUUGAUUGAUUGCUUCUCCCACUUGCAACGUGUCGAUCUUGCCUUCUCUGUCUUCUCCAAAAUCAUUAAACUUGGUCUUCAACCCGAUGCUGUCACAUUUAACACCUUAAUCAAUGGGCUCUGUAAAGUUGGCAAAUUUGCCCAAGCCGUGGAAUUCUUUGAUGAUUUUGAGGCAAGCGGGUGUCGACCUUCUGUCUACACUUAUACUACGAUUAUCAAUGGCUUAUGUAAGAUCGGGGAAACUACUGCGGCUGCUGGGUUGUUUAAGAAAAUGGAAGAGGCAGGCUGCCAGCCGAAUGUGGUGACAUACAAUAUACUCAUUGACAGUCUUUGCAAAGAUAAGCUGGUGAAUGAGGCUUUAGAUAUUUUCUCUUAUAUGAAGGCUAAACGCAUUUCCCCUGAUAUUUUCACUUAUAACUCUUUAAUCCAGGGCUUAUGCAAUUUCAGGCGAUGGAAGGAGGCUUCGGCAUUGCUAAAUGAAAUGAGGAGUUUGAAUAUCAUGCCAAAUAUUUUCACCUUCAACGUGCUAGUUGAUGCAAUCUGUAAAGAAGGCAAGGUUUCAGAGGCUCAAGGAGUGUUUAAAACAAUGACUGAAAUGGGUGUGGAGCCUGACGUUGUUACUUAUAGUUCUUUGAUGUAUGGAUAUUCCUUGCGGAUGGAAAUUGUUGAAGCUAGAAAGCUGUUUGAAGCCAUGAUAACCAAGGGUUGUAAACCUGAUGUUUUUAGUUAUAACAUCCUAAUUAAAGGAUACUGUAAGGCCAAAAGGAUAGAUGAGGCCAAGCAGCUUUUUAAUGAAAUGAUUCAUCAAGGCUUAACCCCGGACAAUGUUAAUUACAACACUCUUAUUCAUGGCUUGUGCCAGUUAGGCAGACUUAGGGAAGCACAAGAUCUUUUCAAGAAUAUGCACACUAAUGGCAAUCUCCCAGAUUUAUUUACUUACUCGAUGUUGCUUGAUGGCUUUUGCAAAGAAGGGUAUCUUGGUAAGGCAUUCAGACUAUUUCGAGCAAUGCAAAGUACUUACUUGAAGCCUGAUAUAGCGAUGUAUAACAUCCUGAUCGAUGCCAUGUGCAAAUUUGGGAAUCUUAAAGAUGCAAGGAAACUGUUUUCAGAACUCUUUGUCCAAGGAUUGCUGCCUAAUGUUCAGAUAUACACUACAAUAAUAAAUAAUCUUUGUAAAGAAGGGUUGUUAGAUGAAGCAUUGGAAGCUUUCCGAAAUAUGGAAGGGGAUGGCUGCCCUCCGGAUGAAUUUUCUUAUAAUGUUAUUAUUCGAGGAUUUCUCCAGCACAAGGAUGAAUCAAGGGCAGCACAACUUAUUGGAGAAAUGAGAGACAGAGGUUUUGUUGCAGAAGCAGGGACCACAACUUGGUAGAAGAUCUGUUUUCUAAUGAAGACAAUCUUGUUCUGUAGAAGAUCUGUUUUCUAAUGAAGACAAUCUUGUUCUGAAGGAGCAUGCAGGAUUAUGUGAAGUUCGUCAUGGUGAAAAGAAGUGCUUCGAUUCGUGCAGACUGUUAUCAGUGGCAGGUGCAAUGCUGGCAGAAUAUGCAAUUAGAAUUUUUUACAAGAUAUGUGAACAUGGAAUCACUCCUAAUUUGAAGACUUUCGAGACCCUGAUUUGGAUUUGCUGAAGCCAAGCAGCCUUGGAAGGCAGAAGAAAUUCUCCAGGUUAUGACAGAAUUUGAGGUUCAGCCUGAGAAAUCGACCAUGUUGCUUGUUACCGAAGCAUGGUGCGCUGCUGGAAUGACAGAAGAGGCAGGUAGAAUUCUUGGUACAAUAAUCAAAAAAGAAAUGGCCAGCCAAAAAGAGACUGGAAAAUCAAAUACCAGUAGGAAACCUAUAGAAACUGUAUCAAAAGCAAACAACAGGUGUCCCGUACUCCAAUAUCUUGCAGAACCCACGUACAGUUACAAGUGACCAUUAAGGGUCUCCUGCAACUCAUAGAAAAGGCAGGAUGGUGUUGAGAGAUGAUGAUUUUUCAGUAGAGUGCUCAUGGCUUGCCACAAGAAACAUGUCGCUUCCUCAUAGUUGUAGAUUUUGGGGAAGGUUACCAAUUACUCGUCGCAAGCAGUCCCAAGCACAGCCUGGUCUGUCUGGCCAGCUUGCACAGUCAUGUACAGCGGUGUACGUCCAUAUCUCCUAAAAGAAUUUGCCAUCAUACUUUUGUAUAUAGUUAUAGGAAUAUAUUUUGCUUUGGGGCUUGCUGCCAUGUAUCUACUCAUAAUUCGUUGAUAACCAUGAAGCAAAAGGAAAGGCGAGCUCUUCAUUGCUUUAUAACA
Populus euphratica (Euphrates poplar) is the source of this 2745-nucleotide messenger RNA. Its product is annotated as pentatricopeptide repeat-containing protein At1g62930, chloroplastic-like. The transcript has 3 exons. Gene Ontology annotation, molecular function: protein binding; mRNA binding. NCBI's taxonomy places the organism in Eukaryota, Viridiplantae, Streptophyta, Magnoliopsida, Malpighiales, Salicaceae. The coding region runs from base 12 to 1841 and encodes 609 amino acids. The record is from RefSeq and is a predicted model, not a curated record.